CAAAGUUCAGGAGUUAUGAAACAAGCUGAUGGAACAGUAGCCCCACCCACAGGCCCGUGGAGAGAGCAGCCUGCAUGUUUAAAGAGUGGGCGAGCAGCUUCUGUCCUCAUUCUCUGUGUAAAAGGAUACAAGGAGUCGGCCAUGGCUGCAGAAGCAGCCCAGACUUGUUAUGAGGGCAGCACUGUCCAGAGCUUCCAGUUCUACCUGGAGCACUCAGGAGAACACGCGGCCAUUCUCGGGUCGCUUGACAACAUCCUGCCAGGAGAAUUCAAAAGAAUUGGAGCAGGGGAAAGCAGCCUGGAUGUCCUCGGGGUUGGAAGUGGUGGAGGAGAGGUGGAUGUCCAGAUUCUCUCUCUCCUGCAGUCUGCAGUCCCUGGCGUUCCCAUCAAUGCUCACAUUGUUGAGGGCAGCUCUAAGCUCACAAACAACUUCAAAGUUUUGGUGGCAAAGACUGGCAGUCUUCAGAUCCCGUUUGUGUGGCAUAUAUUGGGCAGUGAGGGCUAUAUGAGGCAAGUGAUGGCAAAGGAAGACAAAAAGAAAUUCAACUUCAUACAUAUGAUUCAGAUGCUCUACUAUGUGAAUGACCUGGGUCAAACCAUCAAGUUUUACCACAGCCUUCUGAAAAAUAACGGCAGGCUUAUGAUCAUCAUUGAAGCAGCCAGCGGUGGUUGGGAUAUCCUGUGGAACACUUUCAAGAAGGAGCUGUGGAGUGAGGUCAUCCCUGAAUACCGCUCAUCAAGAGAGAUCGUCGCCCUCCUAAACAGCCAGGGUCUGAAAUACGACGAGCAUGUGAUUCCCAACACCUUCGACAUCACUGAGUGCUUCGAUCCAAGCAGCGUGACUGGAGGACGUCUCCUGAACUUCAUGACGGCGAAAGACAACUUCCACCAGGCCUUCACCCCAGAGAUCAAAGCGGCAAUGUUAGACCUCCUCAGAAACAAGUGUAGCACUGAAAAAGACGGCAGAGUGUACUUCAAUAGUAAUCUGAGGUGCAUUCUUGUUCAUGCCUGAGCGUUGGUAUAUUCGUACAUUGCAAUUUUUCUUUGCUCUGCAAAUUUACAAUGACUAGACACAAUUCAGCUUAAAAUGCCUGUCACAGAAUGUCUUGCAAAAUGAUAUAUAAUAAAUAUAUCUUUUUAAAAAAGAAACUACACCCAAAUCCUUUACUGGCUGAAAUGACAAGACGUUUGGUAUUAAAGUUAUAUUGUGGACCUUUUUAAAUAUAAAUGAUCAUUUUU
Molecule: messenger RNA, 1238 nt
Organism: Mugil cephalus (flathead mullet)
Lineage: Eukaryota; Metazoa; Chordata; Actinopteri; Mugiliformes; Mugilidae
Product: histamine N-methyltransferase-like
Exons: 8
Coding region: 16-1011 (331 amino acids)
Molecular function (GO): N-methyltransferase activity
Source: RefSeq, a predicted model, not a curated record